AUGUUCAAGAAACCAAUUGCAAGCAUCAAACCUUAUUCUCCUUUAAGAAGUUCAGAUCGACGUAAAUUCCGUGAGGAAUUGAUCAAACUUUAUCCAGUGCUUGAAAAUGAGGAGAAUAAAUCAUCUGACACAAGUUGUAAUUUAUUGGUACCUGAACAUAUUCAAAAGGCCAACAUAGGGACACAUAAUGGACAUCAUGGAGUACUUUAUGUUGAUGAAUUUAAACAACCUUUAUGGGUUAGAUUGGACAAAGACAGAAAUGAAAUUUUGAUUCCUAGUGUUUAUACAUUAUGGAAACAUCCAAAUAUGUUGCCAAAAAUACCUACAUUCACUGCUGUAAUUUCAAAGUUGAUAGGUGGAGCGAACUUUAUGAUUCCAGGUAUUGCAUUUCCACCAGAAGGAUUACCAGAUGUUAAAGAAGGAGAAUUAGUGUCUAUUGUCAUUAGAGGAUAUAAUAUUCCUUUAGCUGUGGGUAUUAUGAGUGUACCCACGAAUACUCUCGAGAGAGGAUCAACACGUAAAGGUAUUGCUGUAACAAUUCUUCAUAUCUCUCAAGAUCAAUUAUGGGCCAUUGGAGAUAAAUCAUUACCUCCUGAUAUGGAUGAAGUUCAAGAAGAAGAUCAGUCUGUUGAAGUUGAAAAUGAAGAAGAAAUUGAAGAAAUUGAAGAAGAAAACAAAGAAAUUACCGAAUAUACUAUUGAAGAUAUCGAUAAUAUUUUACAGGCAUCAUUUUAUCAAGCCCUUACGGAAAAAUUAACACCUUCAGGGAUAUUACCUAUUACAAGUUCACAAUUCUAUUCAGAUUAUAUUCUUCCAUCGCGUCCUGUUGGAAAUGAAAAUAUUGAUGUCAUAAAAUUUUUGAAAGUAAUGGAGAAAAAAGGCAUAAUUGGAUUAAAAGUUAGACAAGGAGAUACAUUAUUGACGAAGGUAAACUGGGAAAGUGAAGAACUUCAAACAUUCAGAUCCCAUAAAUCUAUUGAGAAAGCAGCAUCCGCUAAAUUAAAUGUAGCAUGUAUGGAUGAAAAUUUAGAUAAAAUUCAAAUUAUAGAAGUCUAUAAGCCAAAAGGUGCCAUUGCGGAAUUUUUUGAAAAACAAGGAAAAAUAUAUGUUGUUCUUGAUGAGAAUCUUCGCGAAAUGCUUGUAACAAAAAAAGGCGAAAAUGCCCCAGUCACAUUGACUCGAUCACCUAAAUGCAUCCAAAUUUUAGAGGAACGCAGGACAUAUAAUAAAAUAGCCACAAUUAUUAGAGGAUUCGAAGAGUAUGGAUUUUCUUCUAAUGAAUUAUCUGAACCUCUCAAACAAUUAUGUGCAAUUACACAAAAUCAAUAUUCAUCUCCAAAGAAACCAUUAUAUGAAAUUAUGAUUCAAGGACCUCAUACUAAACAUGUAAUAAAUUAUUUGGUUAAUAAAAGAGGAUUUCCUGAAAAAUAUAUUCAAAUUACAGUAAAUACCAAUGAAUAUAUUUAUAUUCGUUCAUCGGAAGAUAAAGAUAUUAUCGAAGUUCAAGAUUUUAAUACUAAGGAGAUAUUAUAUAAAAAAAUGAGACAAAAAGUUUCGGGAUCUUAUUGUUCUCAAUUGGUUGAUCCAAUAUCUGAACCCGAUGAUUCCAUAGAUUUAAAAGAUAACACCGGAUUAUUAGGUCUUUUAGAAUAUAAAUUCAUUUGGGAAGGAGAAAUUUAUUUAUGGAAGAAACGAUUUUUAUCCAAAGAAAUGGAAUGUAAAAUGGUACAUGGUGAUGAUCCGGGAAUUAGAGUUGCUUUAUUUAGACCAGCAAGUAAUAGUAAAAAAAUGUCUUUAGGAAAAAUGACUAUUAGAUAUUAUAAUAUGAAAAGAAUUCCCGUAAAUGAUAAACGUGGAUUAGAAUUUAUUUUAUUAAUUUCCAUUUUAUCAUUCUUGGAUAAAAUAGAAGAUGAAAAUUUACAACGAAAGAAAAGCAGAGAAGUUUCUACUACUACUACAAAUAUUAUUCCAGGUGUUCAGGCAGCAGAAAAAAGAUUAGAUGAAGAAAGAAUUAGACAACAAGUACACUUGGGACGUUUGAAACAAGUAGCGGAUGAUGAAGAAUCUCCUCAGUAUGAAACAAUUCCGGAUGGAAUACAUAAUGAACAUCAUUUCGAGUCACCAGAAAUUAUCAGAGAUAUUGUCUUAGGGUUAAGUGAUGGUUUAACGGUUCCAUUUGCUUUAGCAGCUGGAUUAUCAUCAUUCGGAGAUUCUCGAGUUGUUGUGAUGGGAGGAGUUGCAGAACUUAUAGCUGGAGCUAUUUCUAUGGGAUUAGGAGGAUAUCUUGCUGCUAAAUCAGAAUAUGAUCAUUUUGAAAGUGAACGAUUAAGAGAAUUCUGGGAGGUCGAAAAUUGUAUGGAAGCUGAAGUACAAGAAAUUAUUGAUACGAAUUCUUUAACACCUUUAAUUGAAAAGUUAACAUCUAAUCCUGAAAAAUUUGUUGAUUUCAUGAUGAAAUUUGAAUUAAAUCUUGAAAAACCUGAUCCAUCUCGAGCAUGGAAAAGUGCCUUCACAAUUGGAAUUUCAUACCUCUUAGGUGGAUGUGUUCCAUUGCUUCCUUAUCUAUUUUUUGAAUCAGCCAUGAUGGGUUUAUAUGUUAGUUGUAUUGUCACCUUAAUCUGUUUAAUUAUAUUUGGAUACAUCAAAGCACUUAUGACUGCUCCUGAAAAAGCAUUUAAGGCUGCUAUACAAACUGCUCUUAUUGGAGCUAUUGCUGCAAGUACAGCUUUUGGUGUAGUAAGAUUACUUAAACCCGAUGAACCUGAUGGUUUAUAA
Molecule: messenger RNA, 2775 nt
Organism: Diversispora eburnea
Lineage: Eukaryota; Fungi; Glomeromycota; Glomeromycetes; Diversisporales; Diversisporaceae
Source: the annotation of a GenBank genome assembly